This is a messenger RNA of Oncorhynchus keta (chum salmon), 1351 nucleotides long. RefSeq lists its product as uncharacterized. Gene Ontology annotation, cellular component: MKS complex. The transcript has 4 exons. Lineage: Eukaryota; Metazoa; Chordata; Actinopteri; Salmoniformes; Salmonidae. The record is from RefSeq and is a predicted model, not a curated record. Gene Ontology annotation, biological process: cilium assembly. The annotation marks the transcript as partial.
GUUAUCGUAUGAAGCGGGAUGGCUAUCAACAACCCAUCGGUGUUUCUGUUGAUGAUAAACGGACAGAUUGAAGGGGCGAAUUUUCCAGAGUAUGAUGACCUGUACUGUAAAUACUGCUUCGUCUACGGACACGACUGGGCCCCCACCUCGGGUCUAGAGGAGGGUAUAUCUCAGAUUACGUCGAAAGCCAGAGACUCUCCUCAGAGAAUGAUCUGGAAUUUUCCUCUGGAGAUCACCUUUAAGAGCACCAACCCAUUAGGCUGGCCUCAGAUCGUGGUAAGUGUCUACGGUCCUGAUACGUUUGGUAACGAUGUGGUCAGAGGAUACGGAGCAACACACAUCCCCUUCACUCCUGGACAGUCAGUAUCUCUCCUCCUCUUCCUCUCUCUUCUUCACUCCUGGACAGUCAGUAUCUCUCCUCCUCCUCUUCCUCUCUCUUCUUCACUCCUGGACAGUCAGUAUCUCUCCUCCUCCUUCUCCUCCUCCUCCUCCUCCUCGCUCUUCUUCUCUCCUGAACAGUCAGUAUCUCUCCUCCUCCUCUUCCUCUCUCUUCUUCACUCCUGGACAGUCAGUAUCUCUCCUCCUCUUCCUCUCUCCAUCUUCUUCACUCCUGGACAGUCAGUAUCUCUCCUCCUCCUCUUCCUCUCUCUUCUUCUCUCCUGGACAGUCAGUAUCUCUCCUCCUCCUCUUCCUCUCUCUUCUUCUCUCCUGGACAGUCAGUAUCUCUCCUCCUCCUCUUCCUCUCUCCUGGACAGUCAGUAUCUCUCCUCCUCCUCUUCCUCUCUCUUCUUCUCUCCUGGACAGUCAGUAUCUCUCCUCCUCCUCUUCCUCUCUCUUCUUCACUCCUGGACAGUCAGUAUCUCUCCUCCUCCUCCUCCUCCUCCUCUCUCUUCUUCUCUCCUGGACAGUCAGUAUCUCUCCUCCUCCUCUUCCUCUCUCUUCUUCUCUCCUGGACAGUCAGUAUCUCUCCUCCUCCUCUUCCUCUCUCUUCUUCACUCCUGGACAGUCAGUAUCUCUCCUCCUCUCCUGGACAGUCAGUAUCUCCUCCUCUCCUGGACAGUCAGUAUCUCUCCUCCUCUUCCUCUCUCCUGGACAGUCAGUAUCUCUCAUCCUCUUCCUCUCUCCUGGACAGUCAGUAUCUCUCCUCCUCACUCCUGGACAGUCAGUAUCUCUCCUCUUCCUCUCUCCUCUUCCUCUCCUGGACAGUCAGUAUCUCUCCUCUUCCUCUCUCCUCUUCCUCUCCUGGACAGUCAGUAUCUCUCCUCCUCUCCUGGACAGUCAGUAUCUCUCCUCCUCUUCCUCUCCUGGACAGUCAGUAUCUCUCCUCCUCUUCCUCUUCCUCUCCUGGACA